This is a messenger RNA of Oncorhynchus mykiss (rainbow trout), 1220 nucleotides long. It is a transcript of the gene coa4, whose product is annotated as cytochrome c oxidase assembly factor 4 homolog. Gene Ontology annotation, biological process: mitochondrial respiratory chain complex IV assembly. NCBI's taxonomy places the organism in Eukaryota, Metazoa, Chordata, Actinopteri, Salmoniformes, Salmonidae. The record is from RefSeq and is a predicted model, not a curated record. Gene Ontology annotation, cellular component: mitochondrial intermembrane space.
ACAUUUAAAUGUAACUCCUUCCUGUCCAUUCUUUAAAUACGUCCCCCAUGUUAUGAAAUCCACGGGGGUAAUGUGAAUGUAUUCAACUCUAGGAUAAACAUUCAAGACAGAGCUUCCUUAGGUAAUGGCCUCCCCUUCACCCCACGACCGGAGUCGUCGCCCCAGCGAGGACCAGGAUGAGGAGGACCCAGUGGACCAGAUGAUCAGCAGGACAGGAUGUGGGGAGCUGCACUACGCCGUACAGGAGUGCAUGGCCGAGCACCAGGACUGGAGGAAGUGUCAGAGACAGGUCCAGACCUUUAAAGACUGUAUGAUGACCUUCCAGAAGGCCCGGAAGGAACAGCUGAUGAAGCAGAGGCCGUCUACAGAGUCUGCCUAGAAGAGCAUCGGGUGGUUUGGGUGUUUUCGUAUCUGGACUGAUAACUGAGAUAUCAACGUUUUAGUUUUGCCGCUGACAUUAUAAUUGGUUAACGUGUCUAAAACAGUCUUUCCCAAAUGGUGGAUCGCAACUGAGAUUUUUGGGGCCACAGCCCAAGACUGUGUCCGUGCCGACUGUGUCCGUGCCGACUGUGUCCGUGCCGACAGUGUCCGUGCCGACAGUGUCCGUGCCGACAGUGUCCGUGCCGACAGUGUCCGUGCCGACAGUGUCCGUGCCGACAGGGUCCGUGCCGACAGGGUCCGUGCCGACAGGGUCCGUGCCGACUGUGUCCGUGCCGACUGUGUCCUUGCCGACUGUGUCCGUGCCGACUGGGUCCGUGCCGACUGGUGGUUCACAACAUUACACUUAAAGCUGUAGAUGGAUCUCAACUCAUCAAGUUGUGGGAAAAGACACAGUUAAAACACCGUACUAUCACACUGCUUAGAGCACAGACUGUUUGUCACAGUGUUUGUUAUGACAGCAGAACCGUUUCUCAGACUGUUUUCCCUCUGGGCUUUCCUGAUGCGUCAAGAUUAAUAACUGACGAUUCUCUUCUCUAAAUCAAUCAUGUGGUUUAGGGCUGUGUGUGUGUGUGUGUGUGUGUGUGUGUGUGUGUGUGUAUGUGUUGAAAAGCUACAACAUUCACAUUUCAUUCACAGCUUAUAAUUGGUUAAAGGGUGGAUGGGUGUGUGCUUGCCCUAGAGAGAGAGAGAGAUCAGUUCCUAUAGUGGCAGAGUUAACAGGCACAUUUUAAUGUGCUUGUAUUCAUUUUGACAUUAAAAAACAGUAUAUGUCCCCAUCA